CGUCUCGCUACGUGGUCCAUCACUUUUCUCCCAGCUGGGGAUUUUUUUUUUCCGCCACUCUUGCCUUUUCCCCCUUCCCUCCACCCGGUCUCCCUCCCCCGCCCCUCCCCAAACGCACACCCCUCCGCCCCUCUGUUGGCCCCCGCGCCCAGCCCUCCUCUCCGCUCUCGGCCAGAGGGAGCCAGUUUGAAGACGGCCGCACCUGGCCGGAGAGGUUGGGCGGGCGGAGGGGUGGGGAUCCGCGGGAACCGGGAAGCUGAACCCAGAGCUGGAUGCACCGCGAGGAGAAUGGAGUCUCCUAACAGCCUCCCGGGGCUGAUGUGAAAUCUGACCAUCUGAUUCCAGUUUUCCCUUCCCUUUCUUUUUUUUUUAUUUCCUCCCUUCGCCAUCGUGUAGUGAAUUUUAAAUCUUGCUCCGUUCCAAGAGAGGAUAUCAUGAUUGAAUGAAGCCGCCCAGUCCGCAGCAAGGAAAAGCACAAAGAGGAAAUUUCAGCGAUGGCAAAGUUGACAGAAUCCAUGACUAACGUCCUGGAGGGCGACUCCAUGGACCAGGAUGUGGAGAGUCCUGUGGCCAUUCAUCAGCCAAAGCUGCCUAAGCAGGCCAGGGACGACCUGCCAAGGCACAUCAGCCGAGACCGGACCAAAAGGAAAAUCCAAAGGUACGUGCGGAAAGAUGGGAAGUGCAACGUCCACCAUGGCAACGUGAGGGAGACCUACCGCUACCUGACCGACAUCUUCACCACCUUAGUAGACCUCAAGUGGAGGUUCAACCUGUUGAUUUUCGUCAUGGUCUACACAGUGACGUGGCUCUUCUUUGGGAUGAUCUGGUGGCUGAUCGCGUACAUCCGAGGAGAUAUGGACCACAUAGAGGACCCUUCGUGGACUCCAUGCGUCACCAACCUCAACGGGUUUGUCUCUGCUUUUUUAUUCUCAAUAGAGACAGAAACCACCAUCGGUUAUGGCUACCGGGUCAUCACAGACAAGUGCCCAGAGGGAAUAAUUCUCCUCUUAAUCCAAUCUGUGUUGGGAUCCAUUGUCAAUGCGUUCAUGGUGGGAUGCAUGUUUGUAAAAAUAUCACAACCCAAAAAGAGGGCAGAGACCCUGGUCUUUUCCACCCAUGCGGUGAUCUCCAUGCGGGAUGGGAAACUGUGCCUGAUGUUUCGAGUAGGGGAUCUGAGGAAUUCCCACAUUGUGGAGGCUUCCAUCAGAGCCAAGUUGAUCAAAUCCAAACAGACCUCGGAGGGGGAGUUCAUCCCCUUGAACCAGACGGAUAUCAACGUAGGGUAUUACACCGGUGAUGACCGUCUGUUUCUGGUGUCACCCCUCAUCAUCAGCCACGAAAUCAACCAACAGAGUCCUUUCUGGGAGAUCUCCAAAGCCCAGCUGCCCAAAGAGGAACUGGAAAUUGUUGUCAUCCUAGAAGGAAUGGUGGAAGCUACAGGGAUGACGUGCCAAGCUCGGAGCUCCUACAUCACCAGUGAGAUCCUGUGGGGGUACAGGUUCACACCUGUCUUGACGCUGGAGGACGGGUUCUACGAAGUCGACUACAACAGCUUCCAUGAGACCUAUGAGACCAGCACCCCGUCUCUCAGUGCCAAAGAGCUGGCCGAGUUAGCCAGCAGGGCCGAGCUGCCCCUGAGCUGGUCCGUCUCCAGCAAACUCAACCAACACGCAGAACUGGAGACCGAAGAGGAGGAAAAGAACCCCGAGGAGCAAACGGAGAGGAAUGGUGAUGUGGCAAACCUAGAGAACGAAUCCAAAGUUUAGUCCCCCAGCCGGGCAACCCCCUCCCCUCUCCUCACACCACCUUUCCCUGUCUCUCAUUCUCUUUCUUUUCUGUCUCUCCUACUUUGUUCUUUCUUUACGUUUAAGUUUGGCAUUACCAGAAAACAAAUCUUAAAGGUGUAAAAUAUCUACCUGCCCUCUCUCGGUUAUUCAGAUUGACAAGGUCAGUGCAGAUUGGGUGAAGGUGUCAUAUGCCCUCAUUUGUGGCCCAAGCCUGGUCUCCUCCCUGAAGUCGACACAUCCCACUCCUAGAAAUUUAAGCUACUUACCUGCAUGUGUUGUUCCAUACCAGAUCACUCAAAAGAGUGCAUCAAAGAUUCUACCUGGGGUAGGAUAAGGAUGGUCUCUGGUGCCUAUUUAUUCAUGUAGUGAGACAUGGAGUUGAGCCCUCAGUUUUAUCCAUCUCAAUAAAUUUCAUCUACAGGGCGAGGUGCUUGCCCCAUGUGGGCACUGCAGUUACAGGACCCAGGUGAAGUGAAGACAAAACACUGUACAUAUAUAUGCCUUAUGUAAUUAUUUUCUUUUGCAAUUAGUAAUAAAACCAAGCAUGUACAAAAGUACUGUAGAACACAACUUCUAAAUAAUGUACAUAGAUAUAUAAUUAAUAUAGGUUUAGAUAUAUAACUUAGAAAUAAGA
Phacochoerus africanus (Common warthog) is the source of this 2421-nucleotide messenger RNA. It is a transcript of the gene KCNJ6, whose product is annotated as potassium inwardly rectifying channel subfamily J member 6. The record is from RefSeq and is a predicted model, not a curated record. Bases 495 to 1766 code for a protein of 423 amino acids. Gene Ontology annotation, molecular function: G-protein activated inward rectifier potassium channel activity. Lineage: Eukaryota; Metazoa; Chordata; Mammalia; Artiodactyla; Suidae. Gene Ontology annotation, biological process: potassium ion import across plasma membrane; regulation of monoatomic ion transmembrane transport. The transcript has 4 exons. Gene Ontology annotation, cellular component: plasma membrane.